Piliocolobus tephrosceles (Ugandan red Colobus) is the source of this 1401-nucleotide messenger RNA. It is a transcript of the gene ASB18, whose product is annotated as ankyrin repeat and SOCS box containing 18. The transcript has 6 exons. Lineage: Eukaryota; Metazoa; Chordata; Mammalia; Primates; Cercopithecidae. Gene Ontology annotation, biological process: intracellular signal transduction; positive regulation of transcription by RNA polymerase II. Bases 1 to 1401 code for a protein of 466 amino acids. Gene Ontology annotation, cellular component: nucleus. Gene Ontology annotation, molecular function: transcription cis-regulatory region binding; protein binding. The record is from RefSeq and is a predicted model, not a curated record.
AUGUCCAACUCGGAUUACCUUCCCGACUACCCACUCAACUCAGAUUUAGUGAAGAGAUUAAAGUCUGCCCUGGAUGCCAAAGAUGAGGAGAGACUGGGGGAUUUAAUCUGCACUGAAGUCACGCCCGUAGACGCCGUGAUAGAACUGGCCAAUGACGACUGGAUGAAAGACCCCUCAGCUCAGCUGCCCCCCGGCAUGCUGCUAGGGGACCUGGACCAUCUGAAGCCCCUCAUGGACCAGUUCUUCCAGGAUGCCAAUGUGGUGUUUGAGAUCAAUAAGGAUGAGAUGGAAUGGCAGGUGAAAUCUCCAGCCACGUUUGGACUGUCAGGCCUCUGGACCCUGGAAUACAAGCGCGAGCUCACCACGCCCCUGUGCAUCGCCGCGGCCCACGGCCACACCGCCUGCGUGCGAUACCUGCUCGGCCGCGGCGCAGACCCAGACGCCAGCCCCGGCGGCCGCGGCGCCCUGCACGAGGCCUGCCUCGGGGGCCACACGGCCUGCGCCCGCCUGCUGCUGCAGCACCGCGCCGACCCCGACCUGCCCAGCGCCGAGGGCCUGGCGCCUCUGCACCUCUGCCGCACGGUCGCCUCGCUCGGGUGCGCACAGGCGCUGCUGGAGCACGGGGCCUCGGUGCAGCGCGUGGGCGGCAAGGGCCGGGACACGCCGCUGCACGUGGCGGCGCAGCGCGGCCUGGACGAGCACGCGCGCCUCUACCUGGACCGCGGGGCGUACGUGGACGCGAGGAACGGCUGCGGGGAGACGGCCCUAAGCGCGGCCUGCGGGGCGGCGCGGAGACCCGACGAGCACGGGCGCUGCCUGCGCCUGUGCGCGCUGCUGCUGCGGCACGGGGCGGAGGCGGACGCGCGCGACGAGGACGAGCGCAGCCCACUGCACAAGGCCUGCGGCCACGCGAGCCACAGCCUGGCGCGCCUCCUGCUGCGGCACGGCGCCGACGCGGGCGCGCUCGACUACGGCGGGGCCUCGCCGCUGGCCCGCGUGCUGCAGACCGCAGCCUGCGCGCUCCAGGCUGCACCGCAGCGCACGGUGCAGACGCUGCUCAACCACGGCUCGCCCACUGUGUGGCCCGACGCCUUCCCCAAGGUGCUGAAGACCUGCGUAUCGGUCCCCGCAGUCGUCGAGGUGCUUUUCAACUCCUACCCUCAGCUCUGUGUGUCAGAGUCCUGGAAGGAAGUGAUUCCUGAGGAAGCAUUCCAGAUGCACAAGCCAUUCUACCAGUCCCUCUUUGCCUUGGCCCACACCCCGCGCUGCCUGCAGCAUCUUUGCCGCUGUGCCCUUCGCAGACUGUUUGGCAAAAGGUGCUUUGACCUCAUCCCCCUGUUACCCUUGCCAAAGCCCCUGCAGAAUUAUGUACUUUUGGAGCCACAGGGUGUCUUGCACUGA